Messenger RNA from Cadophora gregata, 1630 nucleotides. RefSeq lists its product as uncharacterized. Bases 264 to 1484 code for a protein of 406 amino acids. The record is from RefSeq and is a predicted model, not a curated record. NCBI's taxonomy places the organism in Eukaryota, Fungi, Ascomycota, Leotiomycetes, Helotiales, Ploettnerulaceae. The transcript is spliced from 2 exons.
UGGGUGUGUUUAUACGCUCAACACAGCAGUGGUAGCCCUACGCUAUUAAUGGAAUUCGCGAUUUAAUAGCAAGGGAAAAGUGGAUGCUGCCCUGACUAGGACAUUUGCAGACAUGUCGCCGAUCUCUGGGCAACCAUCUCGGGAUAGUGUGCGGCACAGCAUAGCCGGCUAGUACGGAUAUCAUCAACCUCAAGUAUUGAUGCUCUGCCAUCGUGAUCAUCAUUUACUACGUAGCUAUUACUGUCCUCAUCGUGCCGCUUAUCAUGAUACUGCGGGCGGCGCUGGCUCAUCUCGUGCUGCUCUGUGCAGUUUCUGCGCAUGAUGUUCUCAGAUUCACCAUGGGCGUGACAGACCCUGCUCUUGUUCCUGGAGAGCCGUUUAGUUUUACGUGGACAGGAGGUCAGCCAUCGGAACCGGUUUACAUUGUGAGGAAGUAUUAUUUUGGGAAUACUCCAAAUCAAGACAUCCUUUACAGCACAGAAGAUAUUUUGUCGAACGCUCCAAACAAUGGUUCUUGGACUUACAAUGUUCCUCUUGAUAUCUUCCCUGGUCGCUACUCUUUCAGUAUUGGCUACAACCCGUUUAUGCUCUCCGACCAGAGUGGGAUUUUCACCAUUCUUCCAUCUCAAACCUCAAAGGUGACCGAUUCUGCCCCGCCUGCAACGACCAACACAGCCUUCCAGUCCUACAGAGGUUGUGGUCUUCCCCCACUACCAGACUUCACAUAUACGGGGUAUCAACCACCAUGUACAGUCACCUCUUUUGGUCACAUUAGAACCAUAUAUCCGAUCGUGCCAGAGGGACUCAGCGCUUCCUUCUUCGGAACAUCUUACCUGAAUUCAGCACCACCCAUCACGAGCCUCAGUGGUACCAGUACAACUGCCGCUGCGUCUGUGAACACUGCAUUCGCUACAGGCGUGUAUGCACAAGCACUUCAAUGUCCUACGCCAGUCACGCCCAGCACCACGAAACUCACCGCAAGCGGAACAACGACCAUAUUCUCUCUUAUAGGGUGCACGCCGACGUCUAUUCCAAACAACAACGACGCUGGUAUAUGUCACACAAGUGGCUACUCGACAUUCUCCGUCAGCGGGACAACCAGUGUAUGCUGUCCAGGUGGGUGGUCAACCACACCUCUCAACUCAGACCUGUUCUGCUUCACGUCGAUGGCCCAGAUUGAGAGACGAGCUGCCUUGGAUGGUAGACAGGCGUCGACUCAGACUUUAGUAGCUAGUCCAGAUCCUCUGAUUGCGAUUUCUGGAUUGGCUUUUACUCGUGCGGGACUUGUUACGGCUGCAGUUGAUCAGUCAAGUAGCGUUUCGAGCCCAAGUGGAAAACUUUCGACAAGCAAUCUACCUACAGUGACCGGGUCAGCGGCUGCGUCAUCGACGGCGAAGAGUGGCGGUAUUACUUUGAGCCUACGUGCUGAAAAUGUGCAAGUGCUCCUUAUUAUGGUUGGAUUAUUGUAUCUUCUGGCGUGGUGAAGAAGCACCGAGACCUUCCCAGCUGUUUUAGACUGCACGUAAACUCCCAAGACACAGAUAUAAUACACUAAUAAUAAUCAUUAUGUCUUCAGACUUCGACGUGACUUGGCAAUUAACCUACUUCCCCUUCUGAAACUUUCACAGAC